Molecule: messenger RNA, 1425 nt
Organism: Coffea eugenioides
Lineage: Eukaryota; Viridiplantae; Streptophyta; Magnoliopsida; Gentianales; Rubiaceae
Product: 3-hexulose-6-phosphate isomerase
Exons: 2
Coding region: 611-1216 (201 amino acids)
Biological process (GO): carbohydrate derivative metabolic process
Molecular function (GO): isomerase activity; carbohydrate derivative binding
Source: RefSeq, a predicted model, not a curated record
CUUUUUCGUAUUUUUUUCUCAAAGUUUUUGUGGUACUUGCAUGAUUAGGCAAUUAAACUGUACUUGGAUGAAAAAUACAUGAAGCUUUGACCUGCAGUAUGUCAAAAUCGAAAGCAAGUGAUAGAUAGUAUUAAAUUUCUGGUUUCUUUAUAAAGUAUUUGGCUUGCAGAUUUUUCUUGCUUAGCAGAUUUUUCUAGCUGGAUAAUCUUUCUUCUUGUCUUAGAACUGAUCAUUAAAAGAAGAAGAAGAAGCAAAUGAUUACCGGUUAUUCCCAUGGUAGUUAAAUACAAAAUAGAGAAGCAACAGAUCACUGAUUAGUUCUCCAGUUUAGGCUCAUUCUUGUAGAGUUCAGAUUCUUAACUCGAGUUUUUUGGUGUAUUUUGUUGUUAACUAUACUGGGAUUUGAUGUUUGUUGUUAAGCUGCACAUUAAAAAGCAUAAACUUAGAGCAUAGACUGAUUUUCUUGAGUUUUUGUUCAAACAAAGGCAUUGGCUUUGCUGAGUAAGAAGGCAGGUUCUAUGGUGGAGUACAACUUAAAGAUAAGGUGUUUCUUGAGUCCAAUAAAAGUUCGAGAAAAUAGUUUUGAGGGGAAUAGUGGCUGAGAGCUUCAAUGGCAGAGCCCACACCAGUGUCAACUCUAGCCAUUCAAAUAUGCAAUCAGAUUAGCUCUGUUUUCAACCAACCCAUCUCCGGACCCACCGCCCUGGAUGUGAUUGUGGAAGAAGUGGCGGCGACAGCCAAGGGCAACGGCCAAAUCUUCGUCUACGGUGUAGGACGAGAAGGUUUAAUGCUGAAGGCUUUGUGCAUGAGGCUCUUCCAUCUGGGUCUCUCCGCCCACUGCGUCUUCGACAUGACCACCCCGCCAAUCGCUUCUCCUGACCUCUUGAUUGCUUCGGCCGGACCGGGGGGUUUCUCCACCGUCGAUGCAAUUUGCGAGGUAGCAAGAUCCAACGGGGCAAGAGUAGUGUUGCUGACCGCUCAGCCUGAGUCAAAAUCUUCUUGUGUCAAGCAUGCGAGCGUGGUUGCUCAUAUCCCAGCUCAGACUAUGGCGGAUGAUCAGGUUGCUGCUGAUCCCAAAUCUAAGCCAUUGCUUCCAAUGGGAAGCCUGUAUGAAGGGGCCAUGUUUGUGCUAUUUGAGAUGGUAGUCUUCAAAUUGGCUGAGGUUUUGGGUCAGAGUUCAGAGGUCAUUCGUGCUCGCCAUACUAAUCUUGAGUAGAAUGUACGAGUUCUAAAACUUAAUCGCCAGGACACUUGGGAUUGACCCAAUCAUGUUAUUCACUCUGCCUUUGCAAGAAAAUCAGUCUUGAACUUCUGUUUUAGCCAUAUGUAUGUAUGAAAUACAUUAGCAUUUUCUUUAUGGGAUUUCAUGUAUUGACUCCGAUGUAAUAAAAUACAAAAUGCUGAAUUUCCUAUUCCAAAGUGCAA